Messenger RNA from Clonostachys rhizophaga, 1155 nucleotides. Lineage: Eukaryota; Fungi; Ascomycota; Sordariomycetes; Hypocreales; Bionectriaceae. The record is from the annotation of a GenBank genome assembly.
AUGGCCUCCCAACCUCGCCUCAAGAUCGCCCUGAUUGGACUCGGUCGUCUAGGUGCCAUCCGUGCACGAAUCCUUGCAUUCCAGCAGCCUCGAAUUGAGCUCGUCGCAGCUUGCGACACAAAGCCUGGUAGCGAUGAGUUCGUGACACAGAACCUCCCUCCAUCUGUCAAGUACUAUGCCGAUCCCGAGGACUGCAUGAAGAACAGUGGUGCUCAAGCCGUUCUGAUAUCUACUGCUACUGCCACCCAUGCUCCCCUUAUCUGCCUGGCUCUGGAUCUUGGCCUGCAUGUCAUGUGCGAAAAGCCCAUCGCAGUUGAUGUGAUCACUACCGAGGAAGUCUUAGCAAAGGCCAAAUCCAAGCCACAUCUUAAGUUUUUGGUUCCAUUUUGCCGAAGAUACGAUGAUUCGUACCGUGCUGCCAAGGAGUUGGUCGAGAAGGGCGAGCUUGGGGAGAUUCACGCCGUCGAGACCACUUGCCUUGACCAGCAGGACCCUACUGGCUUCUUCGUGACCUUUUCUGCUCAGUCCGGAGGUAUCUUUGUUGAUAUGGGUGUCCACGACGUAAGCCUACUUCUCAUGCUGAUCAUCCAGAUGUACGCUAAUACCAAGGACCAGAUUGAUAUCGGCCGAUACUACUUGAAUGUUACUUCUGGUCUGAAGAAUCCCAAGAAACAAGUGAAUCGAGUCAUCGCCAUGGGACAGCAGGCUGUCUAUGGCGAACUUGCCAAGUAUGGUGACUGCGACAACGGAUGGGCCAUGGUUGAAUUUGCAAAUGGCAAGGUUCUGACCUCUCACCUUGGCCGCACACUCACAAACGGUUUUGAGAGCUGCACUCGCGUGUGUGGAACCAAAGCCCACUCUGUCGUGAACGGGAACUCGACCAUCAAUCGUGUUGAGAUCCGCGAUGGUCAUGGUGUGCGGACUGCCACUACCCCCGAUGCCUUCGUCCUCUACGACAAGUCGUUCAUCAACGACCUCGCUGAGUUGGCCACUGCUGUUCUAGACGGGAAGCCUCUGACCUGCACUCCCGAUGAUGCCUAUGAGGCCGCAAAGAUUGCUACUGCUCUCCAAUACUCUUUCCGAAAUGGGGUGCCGGUUUUCUUUGAUGACGAGGGCCAACCCAUUAUGGAGGUUCCCAAGACGAGCGGUAAUUAA